CGAAGAACAAACUGAGUGAGUCAGUCUCACUGCGCACGCGUGCUCUGCCCAGCUAGAAAAACCGGACAGAAAUUAAGAAAAAAAUAAUAAUUGAAAGUGAAAGAGGUCAUAAAAGCGGCGACACUUCCACGAGGAUGGCUUCCGAGAGUGGCAGACGCUGACGGUAAGGAGGUCAUGGCCUGCGCCCGGGUACCGCUGGACGAGCAGCAGGUGACCGAGCGAGACGCGCUGGGCAAGGAGCGCUCGCUGCCCGCUCUGCACCCCGACAGGAAGGAGGAGCGCUUCUUCAUGCCUUACGUGCCUCUGUCAGAGGACCCCUCUCCGGCAGAGGUGGAGGAGUUCCUAGAGCGCGGCAGAUUCAUCCUGGAGGAUCUGGAAUGGCUACUCACGCUGCCACAUGACAAAUUUUGGUGUCAGGUUGUGUUUGACACAUCGCUGCAGAAAUGCUUGGAUUCGUACGUCCAUCAUGCCCCUCGCGGCCUCGAUCUGGCCCCUGUGCCCUUGUCUCCGGUGGCGGCAGAAAGUCAACGUGCGCUCCACCGCGCUGUCUUCUUUGCCUUCCUCAGGAUGGCCACUCACAAGGAGUCCAAGGAGAGCUUCAUUACACCUGCUGUGUUUGGGGAGGUCCUGUACGAGAACUACCUGUUUGACGUUCCCAAAAUGAUGGACCUGUGCAUGCUAUUCGGGAAGGGCAACGCUCAGCUGCUGCACAAGAUGAUUGAGAACAUCUUCACCCAGCAGCCGUCCUAUUACAGAGACCUGGAUGACACUGUGCCCACCAUUUUGGAGGUGUUUGACACCAUCGAGGAGAAGUGUGGCCUCCACUGCGACGCUGCUGCCGCCGCCCAGCCGAUGAAGCUCAACGCCCGCAAGCAGCUCACUGCUAUCAGCAUGACUCAGCAGGACUUUGUGGACAUUGUUCUGUACCUGUGUGACACCAGCAGUACCUUGCACGCCUUCCUGAAUGUCUUCCCUGCCGCCUGUGCCACCUUCCACUCGCACAGCUUCCUCUGCAGACUGACCUCUUUUUACGAAAGUGUUGUGCCUGACCUGGAAAAGGCCUUGAAGAAGAGGAACUUUGACGAUAAGAGUCUCCGGGAGGAUGCGUGGCGGAGGUUUUCCCACUCGUGUCGCAGGAUGCUGGAGACUGCUCACCUGCUGCUGCACCACACCUGCCUGCAGCCCAUUCUGGAGGGGGUAGAAAACAUGCAAACAUUCGCUGAAGAGCUGCUGCAACACUUCACGUCGUUUCUGUCUGAGAAAAGGUUCUUGUGCGACUACGACAAGCUGUUUCCCAUCGCAGAAGACGUCAGCCUCCUCCAACAAGCACUUCCUGUCAUCGACGAGACCAGGACAUCCUACCUCCUCCACGGCGUCCACAGUGCCUGGGACAGCAUGGGCAGAUGCAAACCGCAACCUACAGUGUCGUCGUCGCAAUUGGCCAAUCACGAAAUAAUGUGUGGGGCUUCACUCUCCAUUGGUCAGGAUGUGAGAGAAGCAGAAGGUGGCAGAGAGAGCCCCAAGGGGGCUGAGGCCAUGUUGGAUGCUCCCCGUAAAGGAAGCAACGGUGCCACUUGUCCGGUGAGCGAGGCUGAGCUGGAGUCACUGCUGUCGUGCAUCCGGGACCUGCUGCCCGACUUGGGCGAGGGCUUCCUGAUAGCGUGCCUACAGGAGUAUGGCUAUGACUCAGAGGUGGUCAUCAACAACAUCCUGGAGGGGCAACUGGCGCCCGGCCUGGACGCGUUGGACCGCGGCAUGCCCAGGCCGGUGAAAGAAACGCUCCCUGGCGUCCUGUGCAGCAGAUCCAACGUCUUUGACGACGACGAGUUUGACGUCUUCCGCAGGGAUCGUGUGGACAUGACACGUGUUUGGAAGGGAAGGAGAAAAGGCGAGAGCGUGGAGGAGCUGCUGAACGACAAGCAGCACAUAUCUGAGCAACGCGCCCGCUACCAGGCCUACCAGACUGUGGUGGACGAGGUCGAGCUGCAGGCGGAAGACAUGGCAGGAGGCGCAGCGGGCGUGUCAUCUAGCUACGGCAUGGGCGACCAGUACGACGACGAGUACGACGACACAUACGACAUGAACCAAGUGGGAGCCAACGACCUGGACGGAGACAGCCUGCUGAACAGGAGACCCUUCACGCUGCCCAGAGUCCUGCAGAGAGCCAACAAAGCUGAUGAAGCAGAGGAUGAAGAAUACCAGGAAGAAGACCAAGGACUGCAGCGCAACAUGAACAGAGACCAGUUUAUUCAGGACCCCGCACUGCUGAGGGAGCGAGUCGAAGCCAAACGAGCCGCCAUGCAGCAAAGGAAAGGCAUCCGGCCGGAGCGUCCCAGCCACGUGGUGGGCUGUCCCAAAGGCCAGGGGCAGACAUUGGACACAUUCCUUGACAGACGCAAGAAGGAGGCCAACAAGGGCCGCGGGGCCAACCACAACCGCCGCAACAUGGCUGACCGCAAGAGGAACAAAGGUAUGAUCCCCUCGUGAUGGGAAAAGAAGAAAAAGAGGACUGCUGUUUUUUAAUGACUGACGCUUUCUCCUUUGGACAAAUAAUUUAUUUGAUUGGAAACCAAAGUCAAAAGAUGUUUAACGAAAAAAAAGACAAAGCAAAAACUAACACUUGGAAGUAGACGUUUAUUGCAUUGACCUUGUCGUCCAGUUUGCGCCUUCAAGUCACAAACCACAACUCACCAGUUUUUGUACAUGGACCUGAUCUGUUAGCACUUUGUAACCACAGCACAUGAAAAUGCUUAGAAUAAAUACUUGAAUAAGGUCUCAAACCUGAUUCACACUUUUAAAAUCUACAGUUUUAAAACACAGUUGAUGUUUUUAAUUUGACAGUGUGUUGACAUAAUUUGGGACCGGCCAGUGCCAAUUUACCUGCUGAGAUUUCCGUGGUGGCAGAUGAAAAAGCAGUGUCAAAACCACUGUCCUGGUUGUGGGAAAAAUUCCCAGAAGAAUCCCUGUGGACACGCAACAGUUUCUGAUCCAGGUCCUUAUAACAAAAGGGUAAAAAAAAAUAAUAAUAAUUUGGAGUGUUCCCACGAUGACCACUAAUUUUCACUGCGGAUGGUGCCUAAGGAGGAAACAAGUUAGUAAAUCGGACGAACUUCAAACAGAAAUGGCCGAAUACCUGUGCCUUUCACAGCAUAAGUUCUACAUUGAUUUUCAUGCGUCCUGUCGUGAUCAACACAAGUGCCGAAUUUGGUGUAAAUCUGACACACUGGUGCCGGAUGCAAAUAUUUUCUAAAUUGCUCCGGGGAUGUUUUGUUUUUCAUGGCGAAUCAUCAAACGCUCACAUUUUAGUAUGAAGAGUCACAACUUCUGCAAUAAAAGUGUCACCCAUUUGUCUAGUAUACAGUGGAAAUAAAAUGUUUACACAUCCUU
This is a messenger RNA of Phyllopteryx taeniolatus (common seadragon), 3387 nucleotides long. RefSeq names its product activating signal cointegrator 1 complex subunit 2 (gene ascc2). Gene Ontology annotation, molecular function: ubiquitin binding. The record is from RefSeq and is a predicted model, not a curated record. The coding region runs from base 175 to 2487 and encodes 770 amino acids. The transcript has 19 exons. Gene Ontology annotation, biological process: regulation of DNA-templated transcription. Lineage: Eukaryota; Metazoa; Chordata; Actinopteri; Syngnathiformes; Syngnathidae.